Messenger RNA from Stegodyphus dumicola, 1890 nucleotides. RefSeq lists its product as uncharacterized. Gene Ontology annotation, molecular function: sulfur dioxygenase activity. Gene Ontology annotation, cellular component: mitochondrion. NCBI's taxonomy places the organism in Eukaryota, Metazoa, Arthropoda, Arachnida, Araneae, Eresidae. Gene Ontology annotation, biological process: glutathione metabolic process; hydrogen sulfide metabolic process. The record is from RefSeq and is a predicted model, not a curated record.
CCCAGCUGAAAUUUCGUCUGUCCCGAUUUCAAGAACAUUGAGAUAGUUUCGUUUAAUUGAUGAAAUCUUUUACUCCGUAAAGGUGUUUCAACAUCUUGACACUCGAGAAUAAAAUAGAUCUGUGUUAUCUGUUUUAAACGGUAGACGUUAUAGUAGAUGUUACUCAGGUACUGAUGUCGUGUCUCUGUUUCGGAGUCGUUCUUUGAGAUUAUGUAGAAUACUCCUGUCUUUUAAGAAUUAAAUUUUUAGCUUGAAAACGGAGCAUGAAGAGGAUGAUGGGCAUCCUAUUCCGGCAGCUAUUUGAUUCUUCUAGUUGCACCUAUACUUAUUUACUUGCGGAUUCUAAAUGUCGCAGUGCCAUUUUGAUUGAUCCUGUAAUUGAGCAAGUUAAGAGAGAUGUAAAAUUGGUAGAAGAGCUGAAAUUAAAACUUUUAUAUGCUGCAAACACUCACGUGCAUGCUGAUCACAUCACAGGCACUGGAGAGAUAAAGAAACUAUUGCCAGACUGUCAAAGUGUAAUAUCUCGGGCAUCUGGCGCCCAGGCUGAUAAAUAUCUGGAGCCAAGGGACAUGUUGGAAAUUGGUGAUAUUCGCUUAGAAGUACGACCCACCCCAGGCCAUACAGACGGUUGUGUAACUUAUGUUUGUCACGAAGCAAAGAUGGCAUUUACAGGGGAUGCCUUACUUUACAGAGGCUGUGGCAGAACAGAUUUUCAGCAGGGUGAUUCUUCUAAACUUUAUGAUUCCAUUCACAAAGAAAUUUUUAGUUUGCCAGAGGAUUAUUUACUUUAUCCAGCUCAUGAUUAUAAAGGAAAUACUGUUACAUCAGUUUGGGAGGAAAAGAGGUAUAAUGCACGUCUAACCAAAAGCAAGGAGGAGUUCAUAGAAAUAAUGAAAAACUUAAACCUUGCACGUCCAAAAAUGAUUGAUAAAGCUGUGCCUGCCAAUAUGGUCUGUGGCUAUAUCCAUGAAAUCAUUGGAUGAAAAAUUCCAUUUUUACAACCUACAUCUCUCCUUUCCAAAUUCGGCUUAAAAUUGCAUAUACUUGUAUUAAAUAUUAAAUCUUGGCCUAUAGCAUAGCUGCAACUCUCUCCAUUUUUCUUCACAUUUCUCGGUCUCUCUGUAGAUCACUGAAUCUUCUGAUUUUUUAAUUUUUAGCAUUUGCUAAAGGAAACCUUUCUCUGCAAUGAAUGAACUAUAUUGAAUUAAUGGAACUUCAGUUGUAAAAAUUUUAUUCCCUCAUUUUUUAUGAUUUUUAGUGUCAUUUUUCUCCUUAAAUUUCGUGUGAUCUGAAAUGUUUUAAUCUUCUGUAGAUAUAAGUGUAGAAAUUUUUAUAAAGAUUUAACCAAUAUUUGAUCACUUGGUAUUUGUAUUUAUUUUUUUCAUCAUCAAUAAAUAGUACCUUACAAAGUUUUUAUACAUAAUAUAGUGCAAUAGUAUGUGCAUUAGUUAUUAAUUUCAUUUUCUUAAUAUAUAAAUGUAUUUUGAUAAAUAAAAUCUUUCCUUCUGAAUGUAGGACUUUUCAGUAUAAAAGAUAAUAAAAUUACAAAACAAAGUUAGCCAAAGAGCAUAAAAUUUAGAAUAUCUAAUAAAAUAUUAAUAUAUUUAACAUCAGAAUCACUUUUUAAAUAAUUCAGUAACACGAAUCUCGCAUUACAAAGUAAAUUUAAGUCAGAUUGAAUUUCUUUUUAAAUCGCAUUGCCUCAUAGUGUUAAAAAUCUCUUGGAAACUCCUGGUUUUCAUGUGAAAAGUUUCCUUUUUUCCCUAAUUCAAAUUGGCAGCUAUGUUAUAGUCAUAUUCAAGUGUCUAGUUGUGCAAUAUAUUCCAGUGAUACAAAGCAAUUUUUGAUAAACUGUUUAGUAUUUUGAAUAAAAAUAUUUAUAUGUUGUUA